Messenger RNA from Aspergillus melleus, 363 nucleotides. RefSeq names its product SCF ubiquitin ligase complex subunit HRT1 (gene HRT1). Gene Ontology annotation, cellular component: cullin-RING ubiquitin ligase complex; nucleus. Gene Ontology annotation, molecular function: zinc ion binding; ubiquitin protein ligase activity; cullin family protein binding. NCBI's taxonomy places the organism in Eukaryota, Fungi, Ascomycota, Eurotiomycetes, Eurotiales, Aspergillaceae. Bases 1 to 363 code for a protein of 120 amino acids. The transcript is spliced from 4 exons. Gene Ontology annotation, biological process: ubiquitin-dependent protein catabolic process; protein ubiquitination. The record is from RefSeq and is a predicted model, not a curated record.
AUGGCGGACGUGGAAAUGAAGGAAGCUGCUACAGGUGCUUCGGCUAAGGCGAAGGGAUCGUCCAAGGCCUCGGAAGGGGCAGUUGAUGGCAAGAAGAGGUUUGAAGUCAAAAAGUGGAAUGCGGUAGCUCUCUGGGCGUGGGAUAUUGUCGUCGACAACUGUGCAAUCUGCCGUAACCACAUCAUGGAUCUAUGUAUCGAAUGUCAAGCAAACCAGGGCUCAUCUACGACGGAAGAAUGCACCGUCGCUUGGGGAAUUUGCAACCACGCAUUCCAUUUCCACUGUAUAUCUCGUUGGUUGAAAACUCGCCAGGUCUGUCCGUUGGAUAACCGGGACUGGGAGUUCCAAAAGUACGGACGGUAA